Messenger RNA from Podarcis lilfordi (Lilford's wall lizard), 3208 nucleotides. NCBI's taxonomy places the organism in Eukaryota, Metazoa, Chordata, Lepidosauria, Squamata, Lacertidae. The record is from the annotation of a GenBank genome assembly.
AUGUCAAAAGAAAUCCGAGCCCAUCCAGUGCCUGCUUAUGUCUUUUUCCCUCUCUAUCAUGAUAUUAUGCAGCAAAAUGAAGAACGUAGAAAGUCACUAAGAGAGAGGAGGCGAGAGAUCCUUCUAGCUACACAAAAGCCAUUUCAGUUUAUUGAGCGGGAAGCACAAAAGAAAGAAAUGAAGAAAAUGCAGUUGAAGGACGUUUCUUCACCAGAAAAGAAAGCAAAAGUAUUCAAAGCAAAGCCAGUUCCUAAAUUUGUUUAUAGUUCAGAAAUUAAUGAGAAGCUAAAGGAGGAAGAGCUUUAUAGAGAUAUUAGAAUUCAGAUGAGAUCAGAAGAACUUCUGCGCAACUCAUCUCUUCCUAACAGUAGGUUAGGAAACAGGGGCAUUAAUAAGAAUAGGCAGCAAAAUCAUCUUGAGCUGACUAAAGAAGUGGAACACAAACCAAAGACCAAAGCCAAGGUCCCAGAUUUUGAAAUUUUACAUCAAAAAUUCCUGAAGCGGCUUCAGAGACAGAAGAAUGUGAAACACAUUACAGCCUGUGAACCCUUCAAUCUCUGUACACCAAAUAUAGCAUCCAACAAAGAGAAAAUUCUUGAGGACAUUCAAAUGGAUGAAGAAAAAUUAAAGGAAACACGCUGGCCCUAUGCUUCUUCAAGAGCUAAGCCUCAAAUGAGGUCUUUGAAUGCAAAUUCAUCUCCUUCAGGCUGUGAAGAAUCUGUAUCUCCAAGAAUUACAGAAUCUACAAGACGACGACUACAAGUAGUCAGGUGAGCUGUUCACAGGCCUGGACUGAUGUAAUUGUCGUUAGUUUAAUUUCAAGUUGCUUGUGGAAAAUAAAACCAUGUUGAUGCAAUAAGGUACUAAAUACUUGUUUUAGUUAUCGCUGCAUAUCUUAAGUGAAGUUAAAACUCUGAUCCACAUGGGAUUAAUAAAACUAUUAUUCUCUGUUUAUAAUGGUUUUACUAAUUGCAUGUGGAUAUUUUUUUAUAUAAGUAAUUUUUAUUGGUUUUCGUAUCUGUUUAACAACAAAUAAGUAGACAACUAAACAUAAUCAUGUUAAUCAUAUUAAUUUUGGUUUUUUUGAUAACGAAAUAUGAAGAUUAUCUUUGAAUGCGUGAAAUUCAUGCUAUUUUGGAGAGGAAUUCAGUAUUGCAGUAAGGCAAUCAUUUCAGAUGAAAUGAACCCCCCUUUCCUUCCUCCAUGUGCUGUUCUGGGGCUUUCAGGGAAUGGGGGCGGGGCGGGGGGGGGAAGUCCUUCUUCUCCCCAUAAUUGUUUUAAGCUACACUCCAUUGUCAGCAGCUGAUUUUGCGUCCCCUCUUCCCAGAUCUUGUGUCUGGUGUUGGGGCACCAGUCACUUUGCCCUAGUUACACAACUGACAAGACCAAGGGGGCCAACCAUUUCCUGAGUUCAGUGUUCUGAUGUAGUGGUUGUAGCAAUGGAUGUCUCCAGAGAACUGUGGAUGGAUGGUUGGCUAUGUUCUCUUUUAGGGCAAGGAAACCAUCUUUGAUUAGUCUCACGGUGGAGUAUUAGAGGAAGUACAUUGUUACAUUGCAUGUAUGUCUGAACUCACAUGCAUGUCCCACACUCGUGUAUUCAUACACACGCUACUGAGAGGUUUAGGAUCCUUUGAUAGAGUUAUGAUGUGCGUCCGUUGUGCCAACAAGAAGUUCCUACACCAGAGAUGUAUUAUAUGAAAUGAAAGUGUCAGAAUAGAUAAAUGUUGCUUCAGAAAGCAAAAUUACAAUUUAAGCAGGCAAAGAGUGAGUGAAAGAAUCCUUAACUGUUCUCAAAAGCCUAUAGAAAAUGAGCGCGACAAUUUCACCACAGAACCCACACUAAUAGCAAGUCAAUAAAUGGAGCGGGGGAAGGUAGACUUGUCCUUGAAGCGAAGUAAGAAUUCUUUCUUGGAGCUUGGAGGGCUAACCAACCAUUGAAAACCAUUGUAAAAAUUUUAGCCAAUUCAUUCUAAUGGAGAAGGGAGGGAGCUCUGAGAUGAGCAAUUCCUAUAAUUUUAGUAUUUCUAUUGUUCUGUUGUUCCUUCCCAGAGUUUCCUGCCUAUUUCCCAUUUUCUUUAUUUUGCUUAAUAAAACGUUGAAAGGAUCUAGUGAGCAAUGACUGAACUGUUUAUCCUUGUUUACUUCCUGUCUUAAAGUUACCUUACUAUUAUCGUGAUCAUCCAUUCAGGUGUUGAUUAGAUGUUAUUAGUUGCUGCUAGAUUUACACGUGCUGAUAUUUACACAAGGUAUUUGGAGCUCAGGAUGUCUCUUCAGUGCCUUCCAGGACAUAUUUUUGAGAUACGGCUGGUACCAGCAUCAAGAAAGUUCAUAAUGGGGAUCUCCUGUUAUAUUAAGUUAUGCCAACCUUCUUACUCAUUCCAUGAUCUACAAUAAUAAGUCAUAGAAAAAGUUGAGAUUGACACAUACCCAUUCACAUCAUUUUUUAUUAAAUGUAUCACAAGACUUAACAAAAUAUUCCAGCAAUUCAAAAGAAAGAAAGAAAAACAAUUGCGCACAAUCAUGUAUAAGGGUAAAGAGAUAAAACAUAUUUUUAAAUAAUAAAAAAUAAACUUACACAAAAGCGGCAACAUGGCAGUAUUCCAAGACAGGACACAGGCAUCAGAUGAAAUAAUAUUUGGGUGGGAUUUGCCAUCUGUGUGAAGUACAUUACUUCUUGAUCUGUGUAAGUUUAUCCUUGAAAAAUUCUAUAAAGCCUUUUCUCAAUUUAAAUUUAUUUAGUUCUACUUUAUUUUGUUAUUCAGGGAGUCAGCAGAGGAAAAAAGAAAGGUAGAAGAAGAGAAGAAGAAAAAUAAAACAAAACAAAAAGAAAGAGCAAGAAAGCUACAGAGACUUAUAUACACCCGGGCUGAGGCAAAUGAUCCCCAUCAAAGUCUAGCUCAGAUGCAUAAAUCAAAGUUUAAAAUACUCAGGUAUUCUGCUAUUGUAGCCUCCAAAUCCUGACCCAAUAGGUGCAAGAUCAUUAGUUCCGUAGCAGACCCUCAAAGUGUGUAACAUAGUUUAGUCUUGCUGCUUCUAUUUUUAUUUUGCUGUCAAAGUUCAUCAUUAAAUUCCAUACCAUUUCCAUGUCAUGGUAUAUUAAAAAAACAGGAAACAUGAAAAGCAGAGAAUGAAAGAAUAUCUCCAGGAGCUGGAAGAAAUGGAAGAAAGAGUGAAAAAGAGGCCGCUGUUGUUGGAACAAGCCACACAG